Molecule: messenger RNA, 1487 nt
Organism: Lineus longissimus
Lineage: Eukaryota; Metazoa; Nemertea; Pilidiophora; Heteronemertea; Lineidae
Product: PCNA-associated factor-like
Exons: 4
Coding region: 108-503 (131 amino acids)
Biological process (GO): regulation of cell cycle; translesion synthesis
Cellular component (GO): nucleus
Molecular function (GO): chromatin binding
Source: RefSeq, a predicted model, not a curated record
UUAACGCGGGAAGAGUGCGUGUUGUCAUUCAUUCACCAAAAGUUCAGUCUCUGAGUUUCGUACUUACAGUUGCGGUACACACUCUCGAUAAUAGAUAAGAGAACAAGAUGGUUAGAACAAAAUCAGAUAAUACUGCACGGAAAGCUGUAGCAGCAAAAGCACCUAGAAAGGCCCUUGUCACACCUUCCCCACGGGCGGGUUUAUCAUCUCCAAAGGGACGAUCAUCAGGGUCGAGUAAAAAUCGUUGGGCAGGUGGUAACCCAGCCGUGAAGAGAGAGGUACCAGACUGGCAGAAACCAAUAACCGGCUUCUUCUCACCAAGUAAAAAAGAUAAAGAGAAUUCCACCCCAGAAGACGAAGAAAAUGACAUCGUAGAAGUAGGACAAAGCAGUAAUGAUAUUGAGGAAAGUGAAACCCCCAGCGCACAAUCCAGUGGCUCAUCAGAAACAAGCAGCAAAAGCAACAGUAAAGAUGACUUAAUGGAUAGUGAUGAUGACGAGUGAUUCGUUACCUUUUAAAUAGACCUGUUAAAAUUCAGGAGAAACUUGUGGUGCUGUUGACCUACAUUCUGUUCUGUGUUUAGAAUGUUUACGUACACAUUUUGAGGCAAAAUGUUUGUUUUGGAGUGUGCUGCAUUCAUCCCCAAAGCUUCGGAGAUAAGCAGCGCCUGUCAAAAGCAAUAUUAAGUCCGAAAAUAUGUACGUAUACAUUCUACACACACUCUAUGUAUUAGUCUAGCUGCGCCAAGUAGCCUUGGCCUGCAGAACAAAUGCAAGAGAGAGAAAUUAUUGGCAUAAAUCUAGCCAAAAUGUGUCAUCAAAAACCAAAAAUUGCUACCAUCUUCAAUGACUCAUCAAAUUGAAUUGAAAGGUCUUUGUGAGUAUGUAUGGACAUGACAGAUGAUAACUGUAAAACAGGGAAUGCUGAUAUAAAUUUUGCAAAAGUUAUGAAGACUAUGUUGGAUUUUUAUACGAUCUUUGCCCACACUGCAUCCUGCAAUGUUGGCUCUGAGUGUAUCUCGGGAUAAGAUGGUGACGUUGAGUCCAGAUAGUGAGAUAAUAAUGUGCAUCUAAAUUAUUUCAAAUAUCGAACUAUCCUGCACGCAGGGAAUAAAAAAAAGGGGAAGACUGUCUGAACUCUAGGCUCUGAGAGGGAACAUUUUCACUACUUGAACUGUGAAAAUGGGCAGAAUUUCAAGAGAAAGCUUCUUGUGGAGUUUGUCAAUUUUUAAAUUGCCAAAUAUGACAGUGAAAUUUCUGUAUUCUUUGCUGCCACUUCAUAGCCAAAUUUGGUCCUCUUGAAGGUUAGAGUUGUUUGAUUUGAACAGUGUAUUAUCAUCACUUGUGCACAAAUACUCGAAAAUGUGAUGCAUGAGACAUUGCAUUCAAUUUUCAUGAGCUACCCUGCCACACUAAAAUUGUUUUUAUUUUGGGGACAUUUCAUUUUCACCUCUAUUGUAAAUACACACUCUUUCAUCAUAUUUUAUC